Molecule: messenger RNA, 1203 nt
Organism: Ipomoea nil (Japanese morning glory)
Lineage: Eukaryota; Viridiplantae; Streptophyta; Magnoliopsida; Solanales; Convolvulaceae
Product: putative late blight resistance protein homolog R1B-23
Exons: 1
Coding region: 1-1203 (400 amino acids)
Biological process (GO): defense response to other organism
Molecular function (GO): ADP binding
Source: RefSeq, a predicted model, not a curated record
AUGGCUUGUGUAGCUGUAGCUUCUCUUCUAAGAACAAUAGAGCUUGAGUUCUUGCAAUAUCACCCUCGUCCACUUGUACUGCACUAUCAUCUCAUCUCUCCCAACAAACACUUGAUCCAAUCUUUCCACCAAAAGCUUGAAUUUCUCAUAACCCAAUUCGAUGACAACAGCAUCCAUGGUGUUGAAGCAGUUAAACGCUUGGUAACCAAGCUCAGGGAUUUAGCUUUCAGAAUGGAAGAUGAAAUCGAAAUCCUAGUAGCACAGCUUUAUGAUGAUGAAUAUUUAGACGGAGUAGCAGAUCUCUUUGUGGAAGAGGAAGAUGAACUCCGAGUAGAAGAUCUGUACGUGGAAAAAUCACUGAGGGACACAGAUGCGGAGAAGACGACUCAGCCUUGUGUGAAACUUGGUCAAGUUUUUCAAAUUGCAAUGGAAGAAAUUGAAGCCAUCAAGGAAGAGUUGGUGAAAAUCAAGGCAGAAGGAAGAAAGACAGCCCAUGAUGUUCUACAAAGGUCUCAACUUCUUUCCUCCCAGCACGCUUCACACUCCAAGGAAGAAAUGGUCGGGAAAGAAGACGAGUUUGGAACAAUCAAGAAGCUGCUAACUCAACUUGGAUCUAAGGAAAAAAAAGUUGUAUCACUUAUAGGUAUGGGAGGAAUCGGUAAGACAACUUUGGCCAGGCAAGUUUAUGAAGAUCCAUCAGUUUCUAUCCACUUUGACGUGCGAGCCUGGGUUGUCGCAUCACAGCUUCACAAUAAGAGGCAAAUGCUUGUAGGUCUUCUUGAUUCAAUUUCCAAACAAGGCAACCUAGAAAACUCCACUGAUGAGGAUCUUGCUUUAAAACUCUACCAAUGUUUAAAGCGUCAAAGGUACAUGGUUGUGGUUGAUGAUGUGUGGAGUGGUGAGGCAUGGGAUGAUGUUAGCAAUUGCUUUCCUGAUGAUGGAAAUGGAAGUCGAGUAUUGUUAACUACUCGCCUCGCAGAUGUGGCAAAACAUAUUAGCCCCAAAAAUGACUUUUCACAUCAUAUGCGAUUAUUGGAUCAUACUGAGAGUUGGAAAUUAUUCUGUGAAAAGGCAGGUAAAUCUCGUGGUGCUGAAUUUGAGAUAAUCGGAAGGUCAAUUGUUGAAAAAUGUAAAAGAUUGCCUCUAGCAAUAGUUGUGGUUGCCGGACUGUUCUCCAAACUCAACACACUACACACUAAAUGA